Messenger RNA from Melanotaenia boesemani (Boeseman's rainbowfish), 1770 nucleotides. Its product is annotated as probable G-protein coupled receptor 160. Bases 367 to 1425 code for a protein of 352 amino acids. The record is from RefSeq and is a predicted model, not a curated record. NCBI's taxonomy places the organism in Eukaryota, Metazoa, Chordata, Actinopteri, Atheriniformes, Melanotaeniidae. Gene Ontology annotation, cellular component: plasma membrane; signaling receptor complex. The transcript is spliced from 2 exons.
ACAAGGGAGAUUUGUCCUCACAGCAUCACUGCACAACUUUUCUUUCACUUCAUGCAUAUGUACGGCAAACAGGCAUGCAUCACAUCUUUUAUCAUUAGUUCGAACAGUGUGCUGUAUUAUUUAGACCGUACAGUCGGCCUACGCGGCCUUCAGAAAGAUAAAAAAAUGGGUGAAGAUAAGCGUCUUGACACAGUACAAUUAUCAACUACAGAACAAUGAUCUGUGGAAGGCUCGUCUCUGAUCAGAGUCAGAAGUCCAGGGCGUAACAACAGAGUUGCCUGGGGCAUCUUGACUCUAUCACUUCUGCAUGACCAUAAAUGCUGGAAAGACUUCCCAUCAUCUCCGAAAACUAGAAACCUCAUCAAAAUGCUGGCCAUCUUAAAGCAAUGGGAGGAGGUGUCUUACACUCUCACAGACAAUACCGAGAAAUAUUUUUUCCUCUUCCUUUUUAAGUUUGGCCUUGACACAGGUGUUUUUUAUUCAUGCACCAAGAAAGGGUACACUUACAUUUUAAGCUUGUUCAGCCUGUCCAUUGUACUAGCUGACUUACUUUUGACAUUUUUAUUGGCAACGUUGUGGUUUCUUGGAGCUGAGAGGUAUUUUGUGUCGCCAUGCUUCGUCUUGGCCAACGCCUCAGCAACAUACAGUUCACUGCCACUGCCCAUGAUGUGCCUGACUUUACUGGAUUACUGUUUAGGAGAUGACUGUUUGAGCAAGCACACAAACUCCAAGCUGCUCAGGAAUGUGGUUCUGACAUUGCUGGUUUGGCUACAAGCUGUUAUUUAUGCUUUUAGAACAGUCACUGCUGAACCAUUGGAACUAAUUCAUAAAACUGGGAUAAAAGAGAUAGUAUGCGAGGUUGAAGAGUCAACACUGAUUACAGUUUCUAAUAUGGGACUUCUCGCAGCAGCAGUUUUAAUAUUGCUGCCAUUUUGGUCCAAAAUUCCCCCGUGGGUGGAAGAGGCUGACAGGAUAUACGAAUCUAGGGAGAAGCAAGAAAACAAGAGGAGUGACCUGUCUUUCACAUCAACCUGGACAUACAGCAUGGAAACAAAAAUCAGUAAGAUUAAAGAGCUGGAGAAGAACAGCUGGUGGCGGCCGCCUCUGUGGUUUAGCCUAGUGCUGUGCUUUACUAUGUUUUGGGUGCCUUACCUUGUUAUGUUUGCUGGCUGUAUAAUCUAUGGCUUUGCAGUACCAGCCUACAUCUCUGUUAACCUUCUGUGGCUGGAGUGCAUCAAUAGUUUCCUAAUAGGUGUGGUAUUCUGGGUGAAGAGUAAGACACAAGGACAGUACAGCAAUCUACCAGAAAAUGUGUGCAUGUGGCAGAUUUACUGGCAUUUGAGCAAAGGCACAUAUGAGUCUCUACUGCCUAUGGCCACGUUUAACCAAUCAAAGGAGAAGAGAGACAAAUUACUCCAUAUGUGAAGAAGAAUACCAAACAAAUGUGCCAUGUCACAAAAUAGAUUUAUGACCAACUAUAAACAAAAACAAGAGUUUCAUCGAUAACGCCUCUUCCUACUAACCUGGAUGAGCAAAAAUGCUGCAGCUAUGACUGCACCUGUAAUAAUCUGAGAAGCUGUGCAGCAAAGUGUUGUGAAGCUUUAAUUUGUAAAUAAAACAAUAAAUUUUAUUUGUAAAUAUGCGUAAUACACAAACGGGAAAUGAUAGCGUCGGUGAAAUACUGCUGUGAUGAUUGUUUUCUAUCAUUCUUUUUAUUUUCUGUUGUAUCCAUUAUUUACUGAAUAGUUUCCAAUAAAAUAUUAAAACACA